Molecule: messenger RNA, 1340 nt
Organism: Fusarium oxysporum Fo47
Lineage: Eukaryota; Fungi; Ascomycota; Sordariomycetes; Hypocreales; Nectriaceae
Product: inositol monophosphatase family protein
Exons: 1
Coding region: 18-1073 (351 amino acids)
Biological process (GO): sulfate assimilation
Molecular function (GO): 3'(2'),5'-bisphosphate nucleotidase activity
Source: RefSeq, a predicted model, not a curated record
CCUCAACACAACUCAAAAUGAACAGUCCGUACGCGAAAGAACUCACCGUAGCUAUUGGCGCUUUGAAAAAAGCUGCUCAAUUGAGCCAAUCGAUUGUUUCUGACAAAGAUAAAGGCGCAAUUGAGAAGGAUGACUUGAGUCCUGUCACUGUUGCCGAUUUUGCGGUUCAGGCGCUCCUCACAGCCACGAUCAAGAAUGCGUUUCCGGAGGACAAAGUUGUUGGGGAGGAGGAUGCUUCAGACUUGAGGCAGAAUUCUGUGUUGAUGGAGAGGGUCUGGCAGCUUUUGGAGGGAAUUGCUGAGGAUGAGGAUACAGUUUCGCUGUGCAAGUUGCCCGAGAGCAGGGAGCAGAUGUGUGAUCUUAUUGAUGAGUGCGGAGCUAGUAGCCCGUCUGCCACUGGGAGAACUUGGGUGUUUGAUCCAAUUGAUGGGACGAAGACGUAUCUUCUCGGUCAGCUUUAUGCUAUCAACAUGGCUCUGCUUGUGGAUGGUGAACAGACUGUUGGGAUCGUUGGUGCGCCGAAUUUGUCAAUUGACGCCCAGGCACCUCUCAAGAACGAAGACAUUGAUCCUAAAGACGAAGGAUGUAUCUUCUUCGCUGUCAAAGGUCACGGCGCUUACAUCCGCCCCCUACGAACUGAUCAACCAAGACGACUCCCUCUUUACACCAAUCAGGACACCAGCCUCGUCACCAGCUCAACAGUCGACUCCGCCCUCUCCGGCAUUCACGAAAUCGUCGCCUCGCGUCUCAACACUCCUUAUCCAGGAAACGACCUCCUGCCUUGGGUUCUUCGCUGGGCGGUUCUCGCAAUGGGUCUCGGCAACACGACAGUCUGGGUUUACAAGCGUCGAGAUCGAUACGCUAAAGCCUGGGAUCAUGCGGGUGCCAUGUUGUUGUUUGAAGAGACUGGUGGAAAGAUUACGGAUGUUCAUGGGAAGAAGAUUGAUUUGACAGCGGGGAGGAAGAUUAAUGCUAACUUUGGGUUUGUUGGUGCAAGGGAGGGGCAUGAGAGGGUUUUGGGAGUUGUGAGGGAGGUGUUGAUGGAGCAGGGGAAAGAGGAGUUCUUGAAGUGAUGGGGCGCUGAGGGGUGAUUGCGUUAUGUAUGUAGGAAUUGGAAAAGUGUAUUUCGCGAAGUUGCUUUGGAAGGGUCGUGUCUUGAUGUGCAGGAGUUGGUUGCUGUCAAAGGUCAUGUCCUCUCGCAUGCAUCGUGAGAUUAAGGGCUCAAUUGAAAGGGUGAUAUAAGUCUGGUUCCAGAUCCCAACGCGCACAUAUAGUUCAGAAAGCCCCUAGAUGAUAUCGCUAAAGUGCUAGAGUGUCAGCAUGGGUGAUGUUUCUGUGUG